Messenger RNA from Helianthus annuus (common sunflower), 2427 nucleotides. RefSeq lists its product as uncharacterized. The record is from RefSeq and is a predicted model, not a curated record. Bases 1 to 2427 code for a protein of 808 amino acids. NCBI's taxonomy places the organism in Eukaryota, Viridiplantae, Streptophyta, Magnoliopsida, Asterales, Asteraceae. The transcript is spliced from 6 exons. Gene Ontology annotation, molecular function: DNA helicase activity. Gene Ontology annotation, biological process: telomere maintenance; DNA repair.
AUGGCGCGAGAUUGUUUUCAAAGAAAUCCUCGUGAGAAUCUAAAGAUACGCCUUAUUGCAAAAAGGAAUCAAGAUGGUAGGACAUAUAACUUGCCAACUGCUUCUGAAGUUGCUGCUUUAAUAGUUAGAGAUAUUGACACUUUGUUUGAACCUAGAGAUAUUAUUGUGAAGAGUAAACAAGGUUAUCUCGAGCGUAUUAGUGAACUACAUCCUUCUUAUUUAGCUCUUCAAUAUCCCCUACUUUUUGUGUACGGUGAUGAUGGUUAUAGAAUUGAUAUCCUUCAUCGUGAUGUUUCUACUUCAACCACCAGUGAUGUUUCUACUUCAACCACCAUUGUAUAUACGGUGGAGUUUCAAAAGCGCGGCUUACCUCAUGCUAAUUUGUGCUUAUUUAUGCAUGCCGACCACAAACUUCCAACCGUUGAUUAUAUCGAUCCAUUCAUUUCUGCCGAAAUACCUGACAAAGACAAAGAACCAGAGUUAUAUUUUCUUUGGUUUCUUUGUAAUAAAAAAUACCCAGCCACACGUCAACUUACUUACGUCGAAUUCCCAACACAAUUUGUCUGGAAGAGCAACAAACGUAAGUGGAAACCAAGGAAAAGAGGGUUUUCAAUUGGCAGAAUUCAUUCGGUUUCUCCUUCAGUCGGUGAAGCUUAUUAUUUGAGGAUUUUGUUGAACAAGGUGAAAGGUCCAAGAAAUUUUGAGGAUAUUAGAACCGUAAAUGAUGUUGAGUAUCCUACUUUUGGAGAUGCAUGUUAUGCAUAUGGCCUUUUGGAUGAUGACAAUGAAUAUAUUGAAGCAAUUUUAGAAGCAAGUUUCACCGGAUCGGGUUAUUAUUUAAGAAGUUUGUUUUGUACAAUGUUAAUGUCCGAGAGUAUGUCUAGACCUGAAUUUGUGUGGGAAAAAACUUUCACUUACUUGUCAGAUGACAUUCUCUACAAGCAACGUCGUAUUUUAAAACAUCCAGGUUUAGUACUUAACGAAGAUCAAAUUAAGAACCUAACAUUGUUUGAGAUCCAAAAUUUUUUACUUCGAAAUAAUUUGACUCUUAAAAGGUAUUCCAGUAUGCCUUUUCCUAAUCAUGAUUGUAUAUCUUCCGCAAACAAUCUUUUACUUAGUGAAGAGUUGGCUUACGACAAGGAGAUAUUAGCUGAAGAGUUUCGUAACCUUUUCUCUUCAUUAACUCAUGAACAACGGACUUUAUGUACAUCUAUAAGAUCUGAAGGGAAAAUUGUUUUAAGUGUGGCUUCCAGUGGAAUUGCAUCUCUUUUGCUAUCAGGAGGGAGGACUGCUCACUCCCGGUUCCACAUUCCUAUCAAUUUAGAUGAGGAUUCUUUUUGCUUCAUUAAGCCAGGCAGCGAUCUUGCACGUUUAUUACAAGAAACAUCACUUAUUAUUUGGGACGAAGCACCAAUGGUACAUAAACAUGGAUUUGAAGCUUUGGACAGAUCGUUAAAAGACCUUUUUAGAUCUGUAUCUGGAGCAUCAUCAGAAUUACCAUUUGGUGGGAAAGUUAUAGUUUUUGGAGGAGACUUCCGACAAAUACUACCUGUGGUGCCAGGAGGAAGCAGACAACAAAUUAAAACUACCAUUUUUGCAAACUGGCUUUUGGAUAUAGGGGAAGGUAAUGUUGGUGGUAUGAAUGACGGCGAUGCAAAUUUACAAAUACCCGAAGAUCUUCUCAUCAAACAUUCGUCAGAUCCCAUUUCUGAGUUAAUCGAGUUUGUAUAUCCUUCUCUUAUAUAUCAUUUCAAUGAACAAAAUUACUUCCAUCAAAGAGCAAUUCUUGCUCCAACAAAUGAUGUGGUUCAAGAAAUUUACGACCGGUUGUUGUCAGUUUUUCCGGGAGUUGAGAAGGAAUAUCUAAGUUCAGAUAGUAUAUGUCCAACAGAAAUGGUUAAUGAGAAUUUAGAUGAUAGAUUAUGCUCCCUGGAUAUUCUUAAUGGAAUUAAAGCUUCUGGUUUGCCCAAUCAUAGGUUAGUGUUGAAGGUAGGUGUUCCGGUCAUGCUGCUUAGAAAUAUUGAUCAAAAAAGUGGUUUGUGUAACGGAACACGAUUAAAGGUGGUCUCUUUGUGUAAGCGUGUUAUACAGGUAGAGAUUAUCUCCGGAAGUCACAUUGGAGAUCGUCAUUACAUUCCUAGAAUUACGCUGAUACCUACAGACAAAAAACUUCACAUUAAGUUACAAAGAAGACAAUUUCCACUCGCCGUAUCUUUUGCAAUGACCAUAAACAAAAGUCAAGGACAAUCACUCUCUAGAGUUGGUUUGUUUUUGAAAAACCCAGUUUUUACACAUGGUCAAUUGUAUGUUGCAUUAUCAAGAGUUACCCGACGAGAUGGCCUCAAAAUUGUUAUUCUAGAUAGUGAUGGAAAUCUUUCAGAUACUACCUCAAAUGUGGUAUACAAAGAAGUUUUUAGAAAUUUGUAA